GAAGAUUUCUCUUUGUGGCUUCCCUCAAGUUGUCAAGACGUCGUACGCAAUGAGAGGCGACAGGGGGCGGGGCCGGGGGGGCCGGUUUGGAGCCCGCGGAGGGCUGGCGCAGGGGGACGCCACCGUGAAGAUCCUCAUCACCACUGUGCCACCCAACCUGCGCAAACUGGACCCCGAGCUGCACUUGGAUAUCAAGGUCCUCCAGAGUGCGCUGGCUGCAAUCCGACACGCCCGCUGGUUCGAGGAGAACGCCUCCCAGUCCACAGUGAAGGUUCUGAUCCGGCUCCUGAAGGACCUGCGGGCCCGGUUCCCUGGGUUCGAGCCUCUUACACCCUGGAUCAUCGACCUGCUGGGUCACUCAGCUGUGAUGAACAACCCCUCCAGACAGCCCCUCUCUCUCAAUGUGGCGUACAGGCGGUGCCUGCAGAUGCUGGCGGCGGGGCUGUUCCUGCCCGGAUCGGUGGGCAUCACUGACCCCUGCGAGAGUGGCAACUUCCGGGUCCACACGGUCAUGACGCUGGAGCAGCAGGACAUGGUGUGCUUCACGGCUCAGACUCUGGUGCGGAUCCUGUCGCACGGCGGCUACAGGAAGAUCCUGGGCCUGGAGGGGGACGCCAGCUACCUGGCGUCGGAGAUGUCCACAUGGGACGGCGUGAUCGUCACUCCCUCGGAGAAGGCAUACGAGAAACCGCCUGAGAAGAAAGAGGGAGAGGAAGAGGCGCUGGAGGAAGGGGGGGAGGGGGAGGAGGAGAGCAUGGAGACGCAGGAGUGAUUCCCAACCCCACUUCCACCCCCAUCCCCCUGGAUCCACUGGAGAACAGGCCCUCUCCUACCAUGAUUCUCUGAGCGAGAAGAUUCCCACUAAGAGACUCCUAUUUGUGUUCUUGUUUAGUUUUUUCCCCUGUUUUUUUGCCUUCCAUCUCCCCCGCUGGCUCUGCGGGCCCACCCACACCGAUCCAGACUGAUCCAGGUGAUACCGGUGUCAUCCUCCCCAAGGGGGUCAGGUUUCGGGGAGGGGCAGGCACACCUUGUCAAUACUACUAUUUUUGCUUUGAUUUUUGUAAUUUCAAUAAAU
Molecule: messenger RNA, 1075 nt
Organism: Lepisosteus oculatus (spotted gar)
Lineage: Eukaryota; Metazoa; Chordata; Actinopteri; Semionotiformes; Lepisosteidae
Source: RefSeq, a predicted model, not a curated record